This is a messenger RNA of Pygocentrus nattereri (red-bellied piranha), 2644 nucleotides long. RefSeq names its product phosphoinositide-3-kinase interacting protein 1 (gene pik3ip1). Bases 194 to 997 code for a protein of 267 amino acids. Lineage: Eukaryota; Metazoa; Chordata; Actinopteri; Characiformes; Serrasalmidae. Gene Ontology annotation, molecular function: endopeptidase activity; signaling receptor binding. The transcript is spliced from 6 exons. The record is from RefSeq and is a predicted model, not a curated record.
GAGAGCGAUGUUUACGAGUAGAGCUCGACUCUGAGAGAGACAGGGAGGCGGUGGGAGCUGAUUGCUACGUUCAGAAAAACACGGAGAAGAGCAGCAGCAACAGCGGCGGCGGCGGCGGCGGCUCAGCGUCAGUGCAGCUUUCUCUCGGUAUGAACUGCAGCCUGUAGCUCACCAGCACGCUGUACGCGUUAAAAUGACCAGUGCGGGUCACGCAGCCUUUCUCCUCAGCCUUGUUUUGGUGGUUUCUUCAUCACCAGUCGAAGACUGUAUAAAGGACUCCAAUGGCGUGGAGUACAGAGGAACCCAGCAGAAAUCUUCUUCAGGGAAGGUCUGCGUGAACUGGAACAACACAACCUAUGACGUCCAGAGCCACGCAGAUUCACACACAGGUGUUGGGGAUCAUAAUUUCUGUCGUAACCCUGACGGCUCGGACGGGCCCUGGUGCUAUGUUUUGGGAACAGAUGGGCAGCUCCAGAGAGAAGCGUGUGCCAUUGACUCAUGCCAAGAUGAAAGCUCGACAGAGGCAGCGACUGCAGCUGCGCUGGACCCUUCCCCAGUGCCCACCUCUGCCAGGACAGAGAUGUUUGAACAGGCGAAGUCCCUCCCUGCGCAGGCAGAGGGCGCAGCUGUGCAGCCAGUGAUGGGGGUCAGUCAGUGGGUCAGGACUGGACCCAAGAAGAAGAAAGACCUUGGCACUAUGGGUUAUGUUCUAGCCAUUUUCAUGAUGGGCAUCAUCAUCCUACUUGGAGUAGGAAUCACAUUGGGCUACUUUUGUAAACGGGGUCGAGACCUGAAGAAGCAGCACGAGCAGCGCGUGUAUGAGCGCGAGAUGCACCGCAUCACUCUCCCCCUCUCUGCCUUCGCCAACCCUACGUGCGAGCUGGUGGACGAGAACACCAUCGUUAUAACGGCUGAGCCCACUGAGCAGACGCCCACUCAGGACACUGUGGAGGGCGGAGACCCCCUGAUAAACCCAGCGGGAACCCCUGGAGCCUGAGAGAAACACCAUAUGGACAGCUUGAGAGAAAUGUGACUAUAGGACUGUGCAGCAUUUCAGACCAACACUCCAAUUACACACACUCUGUCACUCUCCUGGUCUUUAAAGUUCUUUCCAGAAAGAAGGGAAGCCUUUCAGAAAACAGCUGACAUCCAUUUCUCCUGAACUGAGGAGUGGAGGAUGCAAGAAGACACCGCUAAAGACAUGAGUAAGAGGGGAUGUAUAAAAGUGCAUGUCAGAGGUUCUUUUUUGAGAAGAAUUGCAUCCAAAAGUCCAGACUUACUCCGACAUAUUUCUGAAUUUAGUCAAUUCUGGGUAAGACUGCAAGUGUGCGGAUAUGUUUUUUAUCUUAGUGGGACAGGUAGUUGGUAACAGACUUCUUAGAUAUUUCAGAAGCAGCGUCAACAAUGCUUUGAACUACAUGCUUAGCCCAGUACUGCUUUGAUGUGGCAUUUGGAAAAGGGUGGGUUUAGGGUGCAUUUGUGGACUGAGGUCUUUUGCACUUUGUUUUUGAAAGUGUAUGAAUGCAUGAAUGCAAGUGUGAACCUUGGGACAGAGAACGCUUGCGUUCUCAGGCCACAGUAAUUCACCAGUCUUCAUGCGCUGGUUAAAGCAUCACAGUCCAUUAGCAAACAUGACACGCUCAUUUGAAGUGAAGCUGUGUUUAUUAAUCAAGUGUUUGACAAAAAGGAGGGAAAUUGCGUUCUUUUCCUGUCGUGUUCUGCUGUUGUUUUGUUCCAUUUUACUAAUGAGAGAGAAAGAAUGGAACAAACAGGGGCCUUUGUCCCUUUAUUCACCCAUAUUGCUCAGUGUCUGAGUGGCUGUGAGGCAUUUAGCAGUCUAAUAGCUAAUAUGCUUUCAUAGGCUCGCUCAACAAAUAACACAGUGUUAUUCACGAGGAAAGAGCUUAUUUUGGGUUUGAGGGCAAAGAGCAAACUCAUGCCAGGGUUUCCAUAGACAUGGCCUUAGUGUAGUCCUUAUGAAUGUAUCUCAGUCUCUGGAUGGUCCUGAGCUUGUAAGUGUGCUGUUGAUGUGGGUGUGAACAGAGAAAUGUCAUUGAGACACAAAGAAAGCGGGUCAGGACAGGUUGUUCACCAAAGCCAGUGAGAAAUAUACUGUGGCUCAGCAGCAGCUCUAUGUCCUCGACUUUGAAAUACGGCAAAGAUCCUCACAAUUUUUUUUGGUGUGGGGUGUUGGGGGUGGUGAACAUGGCCUUCAGUUAAAGCAUUUGCGGGCCAGGGAUGUUUUAUUUUACAUGGCUGGAAGAAUAAUACAUUCAUCAACAGCAUCCAAGCAGGAAAAAAAAAAAUAGAUGGACCUGUUAACAUUGUCAUUUUCACAAAUCCAUUUCAUAUCCUCCAUGAAAGAAGAUGGAAAGCCUGCAAUCUUGGAAUGCUGAUUUUUUCCCCUUCGUAAAACUAAAUGUGGAUGGUCUUGAUCGUCAGUCACUGGGGAGUAAUUUGGUUACUGUGGUUUUCAUUUUGCUAUGGCCUGGAAUUUGUAUUCUAUUUUUUUCUCUCUGCACUUGAGUUGAUGAACCAGAGUACACCUGCAUAUAGUUUUGAAAGAACUUGUAUUUUUAUGUUUGGCAGAUUUUUCCUGCUGUGACUGAGGGGAAAAAAAAAAAAAAAAAAAAACUCUAAAAUG